UUCAGUUGUCAUUUGUCACAUUGAUCUUUGAGUUCAGGUAUUGUGCAGUGAAUAUUAUAUAAUUCUAAUUUUUAGGGUGUCCUAAAAAAACCAUAAAAAUGGCAUAUUUGCUUAAUCAGGGCAUUCGUAGAUUUAUGCAGACUUCUGCAAAAAGGGCAGCCCAAAUUGAAGGCCCCUCAGCCGUAUCUGGUCAACAUGAAGGUGGUUUCAAGAUUUGGAAAAACCUCACCAUUUUCGUAGCUUUCCCAUCAAUUAUACUGUGUGCAGUAAAUUGUUAUCUUUCUCACCAAAGCGGCCACCACGAACCCCCAGAGUUUCACAAGUAUGAUCACAUGAGAGUUCGCACUAAAAGAUUUCCAUGGGGCGACGGCAACAAAUCCUUGUUCCACAAUCCACACGUCAAUGCUUUACCCGAUGGGUAUGAACACCAUUAGAAGUUUCCCUAUAGAAAGUGUAUUAUUUAAAUAAAAGAUGUCUUUUUAAAAUAAAUGUAGUUAAACUAUUUUUGU
Diabrotica balteata is the source of this 509-nucleotide messenger RNA. NCBI's taxonomy places the organism in Eukaryota, Metazoa, Arthropoda, Insecta, Coleoptera, Chrysomelidae. The record is from the annotation of a GenBank genome assembly.